UUACCUCAGAAAGAGAGGAGCAAUGUGUGUGUGAUGAAAGAGGAGAAGACACAUGGACGGCAAAUCAGUGUAAUAGAGCUUCCAGCUCUCACUCGGCUCUCAGAGGAGGAAGUGAUGCGUCAGACUCACAACUGUGUGUCUCUCUGUGAUCCUGGAGUUCAUGUUUUCAUCCUCGUUACUCCUGCCAGUCCACUUACUAAUGAAGACAAAGCAGAAAUGGAGAAGAUUAAAAGAAUCUUCAACUCUAAUGAGCACUUCAUGGUGCUUUUCACUACUGAACUCACAGUUGACAAAAAAAUCACAGAUUUUGUAGAAUCUACAGAAUCUCAGAGGAUUGUCAGUCUCUAUGGGAGUUGGCACAGUGUGAUGGGCUUAAAGGACCAGAGAAGCUCAGAACAGAUCUCAGCCCUGUUUGAUUGUAUAGAGAGCAUGAAGACUAAACCCUAUUCUCUUCAGAUGUACAUGAGAGCUCCAGAGAAGAGAGUCAGAGAAGAGCUCGAGGAGAAACUGAGUGCGAGAGACAAUGAAAUCAAAGAGUUACAGCAGAAGAUCAGGACACUGGUUCCAGAAGGUGUGAAGCUGAAUCUGGUUGUGUGUGGGAGUAACAGUGAAUUAAAAUCCUUCAUAUCAAACCUGAUCCUGAACCAGAGCGAGGGAAGAUCAGAGCUCAACUCAGAGUGUGGGAGGAGAGACGUGGAGCUUGAUGGACGUCUGAUCAGUUUAGUGGAGCUUCCAGCUCUGUUCAACACUCAGCUCUCAGAGGAGGAAGUGAUGUGUCAGAUUCACCGCUGUGUGUCUCUCUGUCAUCCUGGAGUUCAUGCUUUCCUCCUCAUCCUUCCUGAUGGUCCAAUUAAUAAUGAAGACAAAGCAGAAACUGAGAGGAUCCAGAGGAUAUUCAGCUCAAGAAUCAACAAGCACAUCAUGAUCCUCAUAAAGCAGAAUUCAGAGCAUCAGACAGCAGAACUAAAUGACGAAACACAGCCUGUCAUUGAGAGUUUUGGAGGACAACGACAUUUCGUUGGACCAAACACACAAGGGUCUGAGCUGGUGGAGAAACUAGAGGAGAUGGUUGCGGAAAAUAGUGGUGAUUGUUUCUCCACAGAGACAAUGUUGGGUGCACAGAUGGAAAAACUGCAGAAAUUUGAAGAAAUGAAGAGGAGAAUCCAUUCAUUAGAGACGUGGUUUCAGACACAAGAUUCGAGAAACAAAGAAGAUGAACUGAGGAUUGUGCUGCUGGGAAAAACUGGAGUUGGGAAAAGUUCAACUGGAAACACCAUCUUAGGAAGAGAAGCAUAUAUAUCAGACUUUUCAGAAAAGUCUGUUACUAAAAUGUGUCAGAAAGAGACACAUGAAAUCAACAGCAGACAAAUUACUGUGAUCGAUACUCCAGGACUGUUUGAUACUGAACUCAGUAAUGAAGAAAUCCAGAGAGAAAUCAGAAACUGCAUCUCCAUGAUCCUGCCUGGACCACAUGUGUUUCUCUUACUAAUACCACUGGGACGAUUCACUCAAGAGGAAGAAAAAUCAGUGAAGAUCAUUCGGGAGACGUUUGGUGAAAACUCAUUAACAUACACCAUAGUGCUAUUUACCAACGGAGACAAACUGAAGAACAAAACCAUUGAACAGUUCCUGGCAAACCCUGGAUCUGCUCUUAAAAACCUCAUUGCUGAGUGUGGAAACAGAUUCCAUGUGUUCAAUAAUGAGACCAAAGACCGGACACAGGUGACUGAUCUCCUGGAGAAGAUAGACGGAAUGGUGAAAGCAAACGGAGGGAGUUACUACUCAUGUAAGAUGUUCAGAGAGAUGGAAAGUGAAAUACAAGAAAAACAAAAGAAGAUACUGACGGAAAAAGCGGAGAAACUGAACAGAGAAAAAGAAGAACUGAUGAAGAAACACAAAGAAGAGAAAAAGAAGUUGAAGAUAAAGAUGGAGGAAGAUCAUGACAAAGACAAAAAGAGAAGAGAAGAGGAAUAUAUAGAGAGAGAAGAUCGAUAUAAAAGAGACAUUAAAGACAUAGAGGAACAAGGGAGAAAGAUACGAGAGGAGUUGAAGAGAGAACGAGAGGAAUGGGAGAAACUGAAACAACAGGAAAGACAAAGAAGAGAAGAAGAGGAGGAGAAAUGGAGAAAGAAAGAACAGGCAAUGUGGGAUGAAUAUAAUCAGAGACUUAAACAAGAGAUGGAGAGAAUGAAGAUGAUGAUAAAGGAAGAAAGACAGAAUCGUGAUACAGAGAGAAAGAGAAUAGAAGAAUAUAUAGAAGAGCAAUAUAAAAGAGACAUUAAAGAUAUAGAGGACCAAGAGAGAAAGAUACGAGAGGAGCUGAAGAGAGAACAAGAAGAAUGGCAGAAACAGAAACAACAGGAAAGUCAAACAGAAAAAGAAGAGAAAGAAACACAUAGAUUUAAUGAACUUUAUACAGGAACUCCUGACGCUCAGCACCCAAAGAAUGAUGAAGAUUCACCAUCAGAUCCAGAGUGUUUGAGAAUCUUGCUGUUUGGGAGGGCAGGAAAUGGAAAGUCUGCAACAGGAAACACUAUCCUCGGAAAAAAUGGGUUUUACAGUAAAGACAGUUCAUGUUUAGUGACCACUACUUGUACAAAGGUCAUUGGUGAAGUUGAUGGUCAGUUAGUAGCUGUUAUUGAUACUCCAGGACUCUUUGACCCCUCACUGACAAACGAACAAGUGCAGGAAGAAAUAAUGAAAUGUAUUUCACUGUCAGCCCCUGGACCUCAUGUGUUUAUCAUUGUGUUUAAUAUGGGAAAAAUCACCAAGGAGGAGAAAGACACUUUAGAAAUGAUAACGAAGAUCUUUGGCCCAGAAGCAGCAGAUUUCAGCAUUGUUCUCUACACUAGAGGAGACAAACUAAAAAAACAAACAAUAGAACAAUAUGCAGGGAAAUAUAAAAAUGAUGAACUCGACAAACUGAUCAGAGAUUGUGGAAACAGAUUCCUGGCUUUUAACAACACAGAAACACAAGAUCGGACACAAGUUAAGCAGCUGUUAAAUAUAAUAGAAGAAAUGAAGAAAUCUAAUCAGGACAGAUUUUUCACUAAUGAGAUGUUUGAGGAGGCAGCGGUCUCCAUUGAACAGAGAAUGAAAAUGAUAAAAGAAAAUGAAAGAAAAAAUCAGGCUCAAGUUAAUGAAUUAACAGCCAAAUAUGACAUGAAAGACAGAAUCAUGAGAAAGAGACUGGAAGAGAAAAAACGAAGGACAGAUGAGGAAAGAGAGAGACUGAAGAAGAAGUUCAGAGAACAAGAGGAAACACUCAGGAGAGAGUUUGAGGAGAAAGAAAAAUCAGAGCAGGAGAAACAAGUGAUCGAGGAUCAGAAACAAUCAGAGCUGGACAAACAGCAAAAAGAUGAAUAUGAUCAAAGAAUAGAGGAGAUGAAGAGAGCAAAUGAAGAUCAGAGAAUACAGUAUGAAAAUCAGCAGAAAGAAAGAGAAGAAGAAGAUAAAACAAGAGAAGAAAAAUAUAAACAAGAUCAAGAAAAGAUGAAAAAUGAUCAUGAACACAUCAUGGCAGAGAUAAGAAUGAAACAGGAAGAGGAAAUAAAAAAGAGAGGUUCAGAGGAGCGAAUGAGGAAGGAACAAGAAGAGAGAGAGAGAGAAGUAUGGAAGAGAAAAUUAAAAGAGGCUGAAAAUGACGAAGAGACCAAACGACAGCAGAGAGAAUGGGAGGAAGAGAAGAAACGACAGAUGAGAGAACAAAAGGAAGAGGAAAGAAAGAGAAAAGAGAGACACAAGGAACAGCUGAGAGAAAAACAAGAAGAACUGGAGAACAAGGAGAAUAUAUCUGAAAGAGAGAGAGAAGAAGAAAGACAAAACAGAGAGGAGGAGAAACAGCAACAGACAAGAGAGAGAAGCCAGAAAUAUAGAGAAUAUGAAGAAAAGAAAAAUGAAAUGGAGAGACAUUAUGAGCAGCUGGAGCGAGAGAGGAAAGAGAAAUGGAAGAAAAGAGAACAAGAGGAUGAAGAGAGACGAGUGGCGAAGAGAAAGAGAUGGGAGAAAAUGAUGGAAGAUCUGAAACAAGAGCAAGAGGAGGAGAUCAGGAGAAGAGAAAGAGAGGAGAGAGAAAGAACAGACAGAGAAGAAAAAGCAUAUGAUGAAAUGAAACAGAUACAUGAAGAGGAAAUAGAGAACAUGAAGAAUAAUCAUGAUGAUGAAGCCAGAACACAAGAAGAGGAAUUGAAUAAUUUCAGACAGAAAGUAGAUCAGCAGGUUCAAGAGCUGAAGAAGAAGAUAGCCGAAACCUAUGAUGAGGAAAAAGAAAGAAGGGAAAAAAGCUCAUGUCAUGUCAUGUGAAACAUUUUUGAAAUAUUAUUGGUAAGUGAGCUACUGUAUCUGUAUUCACGUAAGCUGGGAUUUUCACAACCAGACAUUUAUUUGUUCAUAAUCAUUUAAUAAUUUAACCAUUCAUUUAUUUAUUCAAUGUAAUCACAUUAUCAUUUAUCAUACAUUUUAAUCAUUUAGUCAUUUAUUAUUUGCCUUUUAUAUUUUCCUUGCUUUUAUCGUGCACUACAGCGUCAAAACUCUGUUCAGUGCCACUGGCAACAAUAAAAUGUGUGUCUAUGAGUGUUUUUAUUUCAGUGGAUGGCCAAUAUAAUCAUGACAAUUAUCAGUGAUUACAGAAAGAGCCUGAAGUGAAGAUGUGCUACAGCUGAGGUCAAAAUUUACAUCCCCCUUGCAGAAUCUGCAAAAUGUUAAUUAUUUUUCCAAAAUAAGAGGGAUCAUACAAAAUGCAUGUAAUUGUUUAUUUAGUACUGACCUGAAUAAGAUAUUUCACAUAAAAGAUGUUUACAUAUAGUCCACAAGAGAAAAUAAUAGUUGAAUUCAUAAAAAUGACCCGUUCAAAAGUUUUCAUCCCCUUGGUUCUUAAUACUGUGUUGUUACCUGAUUGAUCCACAUCUGUGUGUUUUUGUUUAGUCAUAGUUGUUCAUGAGUCCCUUGUUUGUCCUGACUCCCGAACAGUUAAACUGCCUGCUGUUCUUCAGAAAAAUCCUUCAGGUCCCACAAAUUCUUUGAUUUUCCAGCAUUUUUGAGUAUUUGAACCCUUUCCAACAAUGACUGUAUGAUUUUGAGAUCCAUCUUUUCACACUGAGGACAACUGAGAGACUCAUAUGCAACUAUUACAGAAGGUCCAAACGCUCAGUGAUGCUCCAGAAGGA
Onychostoma macrolepis is the source of this 5165-nucleotide messenger RNA. RefSeq names its product trichohyalin-like. The record is from RefSeq and is a predicted model, not a curated record. Gene Ontology annotation, molecular function: GTP binding. Lineage: Eukaryota; Metazoa; Chordata; Actinopteri; Cypriniformes; Cyprinidae. The transcript is spliced from 4 exons. The annotation marks the transcript as partial.